AUAAUCAAAACAUAACACAUAUUCAAAUGUCAACUACUAUUCAAAAUAUCGAUCAACUAUCAACAGAGAUCAAAACCUCUAUUCCAAUAUGGCAAGAUAUUGAAAAAUCCAUAAUUGAUAUAUUAAGAGCUGGCCUUUUCUAUAAUAAAAAUAAAAAUAUAGGAUUUAUGGAUUACUAUAAAAAACAACUUGAUGAAUUACGUAAAUCAGAAGAUCAAGAGCAAUAUAUUAUAAAUAAAACUAGAUCACUUCUUCCUAAUGAAAAGAUAUAUGAUACAAAAAUAAAAGCAUUUUCUAAUUCCUAUUAUAAAAGUGAACCGAAAAUUAGACAAGCUAUUUUAAACUAUCUCAAAUUAAUUUACAAAAUCGCUAAAGAGUAUUUUAUUACAGACGAGAAAAGAGAAGAAGAACUCCAAGCAUGGCUUAACUCUUAA
Messenger RNA from Acaulospora morrowiae, 434 nucleotides. NCBI's taxonomy places the organism in Eukaryota, Fungi, Glomeromycota, Glomeromycetes, Diversisporales, Acaulosporaceae. The record is from the annotation of a GenBank genome assembly.